Messenger RNA from Symbiodinium natans, 507 nucleotides. Lineage: Eukaryota; Dinophyceae; Suessiales; Symbiodiniaceae. The record is from the annotation of a GenBank genome assembly.
AUGCCCCUUGAGCACUUGAGCACCAAACUUUUCCAGACCACAGCGGCUGCUCAGGUCACAAAGUUCCAUUCAGUCCGCCCACCGCAGUUGCCAAUCCGUGAUUACCUCUUCAGGAUUGCCAAGUACUUCCAGUGCAGCCGCGAAUGCUUUGUGCUGUGCUUGGUGUACAUUGACAGAAUUGUGAAGUUACAUCCAGACUUCACGAUAUGCAGCCUGAACAUACACAGGUUGCUUGUUACCAGCGUGAUGCUGGCAGUGAAAUUCUUCGACGACGUUUAUUACAGCAAUGCCUACUAUGCCAAGGUGGGAGGCGUCAAGACCCGCGAGGUGAACAUCUUAGAAGGGCAAUUUCUCCAGCUCAUCGAGUGGAAGCUGCAUGUGACUCCUGAGGACGCAGAGAAGGGAGGGGGGGGGGAGGUAAGGUUACAAGAAGUGACUUUCCCAGAGCUGUUUGUCACCCGAUUCCGCCACCACCUGUCCCACGACAAUGGGAAACACGUGAGAUGA